Messenger RNA from Vigna umbellata (rice bean), 561 nucleotides. NCBI's taxonomy places the organism in Eukaryota, Viridiplantae, Streptophyta, Magnoliopsida, Fabales, Fabaceae. The record is from RefSeq and is a predicted model, not a curated record.
AUGAAGGAGGUGUUUGGAAUUGGUAAAAGGAUUCGACAAUAUUCUGAGAGUAGUGAUGUGAGCAUAAAAUUGAUGGCAAUGAGGAUGAAGGGUAAGUAUGAAAAAUAUUGGGGAAAUCCUAAUGGAAUUAAUAUCUUAUUAUUGAUUGCUGUUGUGCUUGACCCUAGGAGUAAGUUGGAUUUUGUUAAUUACUUCAUUGACUACCUCUUUGAAUCUAGUAUGUCUAGUGAAUUGAAAUCAAAAUUAUUGUCAUCUUUAAAAACACUUUAUGAACAAUAUCAAGGUAUUGAGGAGGGUUCUCAAAGUAGCCAACAAGAAUCUCAACUAGAUGAUGAUGAUGAUGAUCCUCAUGGCAUGAGUUUCUACCUAAGAGCUACAGGACGUAGAUUUGAUUAUAUAUCAGAGCUUGAUAAAUACUUGAGAGAGGAUCCUGAACCUUAUAUGAAGUCAGUUGAGCUUGAUAUUUUACAUUGGUGGAAAGUCAACUCGACUAGAUUUCCUAUCCUUGCGAACAUGGCUAAAGAGGUGUUAGCCAUUCCUAUCUCUACCGUAGCAUCAUAG